Messenger RNA from Hevea brasiliensis (rubber tree), 3236 nucleotides. RefSeq names its product ubiquitin carboxyl-terminal hydrolase 8. Gene Ontology annotation, biological process: protein deubiquitination. The transcript is spliced from 13 exons. The record is from RefSeq and is a predicted model, not a curated record. Gene Ontology annotation, molecular function: cysteine-type deubiquitinase activity. NCBI's taxonomy places the organism in Eukaryota, Viridiplantae, Streptophyta, Magnoliopsida, Malpighiales, Euphorbiaceae. Bases 36 to 2843 code for a protein of 935 amino acids.
AAACUGACGCACCACAGGCAAUAAUAGAUGUCUCUAUGAACCGUCUCGCACAGCAGCUGCGUCUCUCGCUAAUCACCGAAUCCACCCGCUUCCUCUCUCUCAAGCUUUCUUACUUUUCUCUCUCCACUUUCCGACUCUGCAAAUCCCUCGCUCGCUCUUUCUUCCUCAAAACCCUAGCUCUUGUCCCUUCUCUAAUGGAUGACGAUUUGUUCUCCACCGCCGACGAUAACUUCCUCGACCUCGAAUUCUCCUCUGCCUCCACUUCCAAUCACUCUUACCGUUACUUUCUCGACGAUGACGACAAUGGCGUUGACAAGCUUUACUUGGUUCCCUGCAGUUGGUGGAGGGAGACGCAAAUUGGUGCUAAUGAAACGGGAGUCUUGUAUGAUGUGUCAGUAAGUAAUGAUGAUGAUGAUAUGGAAAUUGUACUGGAUUUAAGGGAGAUAGAGGACUCCAGGAAAAGUAGUAAUGCAGCUGAAGGGUUUUCUGGUCAGGAGUGUGCUUUGGUCUCUGGGACAAUGUGGUUGCAGGCACUGAAAUGGCAUAAUGAUUCUAAAAAGGCAGUGAAGGAUGUUCAUCACCCUUUUCUUUCAGAAGAUGAUCUAGAAGAUGUCUUUCCUUUACAAAUUAGGCUUUCAGUUUCUUGGGAAACAAAUUCUUUGGUUGUGAAGAUCAGUUUAAAGGACAAUAUGAUUGCUUUUUACAGGAAAGCCUGUGAUAUUUUUGUUUCCAAGGCUGAGCAGGUGCACAUUUGGGACUUCUCAGGGCAAACAACCCAGUUUGUGAAUGAGAGGAUUAACUUGCCUAAUGGUUCUAUGGGACAAUUUGCUGAAGAGAUUCUCCUUGAAUUGCAAGUCCAUGGAUUUUCAGAUUCCAAGAAUAGUAGGGAUGAAAGUGCAGAUGAGAUGAUAGAACAUGACAGAAAAGAUAGUUCCUUCAGCAGUGGUUCGGUUAAAAUGAAUGGAACCAGUGAUUACAUGAACUCCUUUUCAAUGCCCAAAAACUCACCAGUUUCUGGGUAUGGCUAUAGAAGAGUUCGUUUCUUGGGUUUGACAGGAUUACAGAAUCUUGGGAAUACAUGUUUCAUGAAUAGUGCAAUUCAGUGCUUGGCACACACUCCAAAGCUUGUUGAUUAUUUUCUAAGAGAUUACAGAAAAGAGAUAAAUCGUGAAAAUCCGCUAGGGAUGAAUGGUGAGCUUGCUUUGGCAUUUGGAGACUUAUUAAGGAAGCUAUGGGCUCCAGGGGCAUCCCCAGUUGCUCCUAGAAUGUUCAAGCUAAAACUUGCUAAAUUUGCUCCUCAGUUCAGUGGAUAUAAUCAGCAUGAUUCUCAAGAAUUUCUUUCCUUUUUGUUGGAUGGACUGCAUGAAGAUUUGAAUCAUGUGAAAUGCAAGCCGUACAUAGAAGUGAAAGAUGCAGAUAACCGUUCAGACAAAGAAGUGGCAGAUGAAUAUUGGCAGAAUCACCUGGCUCGCAAUGACUCCAUUAUAGUUGAUUUGUACCAAGGUCAAUAUCGUUCAACAUUGGUUUGCCCCAUUUGCAAGCAGAAGUCUGUUACAUUUGAUCCAUUUAUGUACCUAUCACUGCCAUUACCCUCGACAACAAUGCGGACUAUGACUUUGACCAUGUUGAGCAGUGAUGGGAUUACCCUGCAUUCUCCUAUUACUGUAUCUGUGCCAAAUUGUGGGAGGUUAAAGGAUCUUAUUGAUGCCUUGAGCACUGCAUGUUCCUUAAGAAAUGACAAAACCCUGCUAGUGGUUGAGAUAUACAAGAAUAAAAUAUUCCGUUUCCUGGAGGAGCCAUCUGAUUCAUUAGCUUUGAUCAGAGAUGAUGACAAUCUUGUUGCCUAUCAGUUGCCCAAAGUUAAUGAGGCAUCCCCCUUGGUUGUGUUUAUGCAUGAACUAAUGGACAGGCCCUCUGUAUUGGAGAGAGCAGCCCCAAAUUGGAAGUUAUUUGGCAUUCCUCUUGUAGCAAGAUUGUCUGAUCUUUCUAAUGGAUUUGAUCUCCGUAGAAAGUAUCUGAAACUGCUUAAUCCAUUUCUAAUGCCUGCUGAUGAUGUAUUAAAUGAUGGUGAUGAAUCGGGAAUCACAGCUAAUGAAGAUUCUGCGAUGGAGGAUGUCCCUAGCCCAAAUGUGUCUGAUAGUAAUGCAGACUCUGAUGGUGAAACAAAUAGUGACCCUCCAUUCAGUACUGAUUUUCAGUUCUGUAUCAAAGAUGAUCAUGGUGGAUUGACAGAAAUAAAGAUGAAUAAACCGUUACCGGUUCCAAAUAACAAUAGAUUAGAAGUGCAUGUUCUCUGGUCUGAAAAGAUGGUUGAGAGAUAUGAUACAUACGUUCUUAGCUCUUUGCCUGAGGUUUUUAAGUCGCAGUUUUGCGCAAGGAGGCCUCAAGAGUCUGUUUCUUUGUAUAAAUGCCUAGAAGCAUUUUUGAAGGAAGAGCCUUUGGGACCAGAAGACAUGUGGUACUGUCCCAGCUGUAAAAGGCCUCGACAAGCUAGUAAAAAGUUGGAUCUGUGGAGAUUGCCAGAAAUAUUGGUUGUUCAUUUAAAGAGGUUCUCAUACAGUCGAAUCAUUAAGAACAAGCUGGAAACAUAUGUUGACUUCCCAGUUGAGGAUUUUGAUCUUUCAACUUACAUGGCUCACAAGGAUGGCCAAUUUUCUAAUCGUUAUGAACUGUAUGCUAUAAGUAAUCAUUAUGGAGGCAUGGGAGGUGGUCACUAUACUGCAUUUGUUGAUCAUGGCCAUUGUAGGUGGUAUGAAUUUGAUGAUGAGAAUGUUUCUUCUGUUAGCGAGGAUAGGAUCAAAACGUCUGCUGCAUAUGUCCUCUUCUACAAGAGAGUUACUUGACAUUGUUGGGCACUAAUCACAAUUUGAAAUCUGGGUUAAGUGUGGUUGUUUUUUCAGAAGUCAUCAUCCUUUUGCUUAGAGAUUGGAAUUGGAGAAAACAAAUAUGAACACAAGAAAUAUGAACACAAGACAAAGUCAUACAGUUUUUGGAAGGUUCUGGUGAUAGAUGAAAGUUGAUUACAAAUUGAUCGACUACCUUUUGUAUUACAUGUAUAUAUAAUGUUUCACGUGAAGAACAAUGAUAGUUUUGACAAAAAAAUUUUUUCAGGGGUCCAAGUUACCCAUUCCUUAAAAUGUAUAUUGCUUUAAAAAUUCUUUCCGAUGGUUAAAGGAAACUUUGUAUAGUUGGAAUCCUGGCUUCUUCAAGCAUCCCUUGCAUAUCACUUUCUUAGA